CAAUCCAUUGCUUGUUUUGCUCUAACCAGCUCCACCAUAACCACUUACCUCAAGUUUCUUUUCUUCAUUUAUGAGCAUCCUACCUGCAGCGGACGAGCUCGAAUGCUUGAUCAAGAAUCGGACUAGAUGGCCCUCAUUCACCAAGGUCUUCCUCGCUACAGAUGCCACCAAGAACAGGAAAGGUGGUGGUCGGGGCGGGCGGCCUUCCUCUCCGCGGGGCGGUGUCCUCCGGCGCGGCGGCUUCCAUGGUGGGCGGCCAAGCUUCGCCGUUGUUCCUGGCUCGGCUCUGGUGCUCGCCGGUGGACUGCAGGUGCUCGGACGCUGGUGGUCGCCUGGAUCUGGCGCUUCGCGGCUGGAUCCGGCGGUGGGCAGCGUCCCGAGGUCGUGACGGGCAUCUUGCUCGCCGGCGUGGGAUCUAGGGCGGCGCUCCCUAGUGGUGGUUUGUGUGCCAUCCCUUGCUGUCUCUGUGCUCUCCUCUUCUGUUUGUGCGGGUGGUUUGGGCCGUCGCACUUCCUUGCUAUCGCUAGGUGCUUCCUUUGCCAUGGAUUGUUGGGGUUGGGUGAAAGCCCAGGCUGGCGACUGCCGGUGCUGACAAUGACGACGCCCUCCUUCGAGGCAUUGUAGUGGCCCCUACCACGAAUUCGGGUGAAAACCCUAGGUCCUUUGGACCGGGCAGCAGCGGCACGUCUGUGUCACAGGCUGCUUGGAGACGUUGCCUUGGAUUCAUGGUUUCCCCGGCAGAUUGGGUGGUCUCUGGUUGAUGGCGGCCAGCAGCACUUCUUGGCUUUCGUCUUCGGUCAUCGCCGACCCUAUGUUUCAUGCUUUGUGAUGAGCUUCGCCCUCCUGUUGCCGGCCUUGGCUGCUUGGUUUCUUUCGACGGCGUGAAUGGCCAGUUUCUGUUCGCAAUCCUCGGGGUGUCAUACGGCGGUCAAGGUUCGUGUGCGUUGAGGUCUCGACUUCGCAACGCCCUUCGACCUGGUGAGGUCUCGCGGUAGAGUGAAGUCCUUCCACCUUGCCGUUACACUCGUUGGCAUGUUGCUCUAUUUGGCCAUGGCGAUGACUUCUUAGUGGCAAAGAUGCUUGUGCGUUGCAAUGUCUCGGUGCUGUGUAGCCUUUCGAUGGCAUUUGGAGUACUCCUCUGGCAUGCAUGUGUUCUUUGUUGUGGCGAUGGUGGUCGUGUAAGCCUCUCAGUUGCUCUGUUUUUAACUCUUGUAGCUUCUUCGGCA
Molecule: messenger RNA, 1226 nt
Organism: Brachypodium distachyon (stiff brome)
Lineage: Eukaryota; Viridiplantae; Streptophyta; Magnoliopsida; Poales; Poaceae
Exons: 2
Coding region: 127-624 (165 amino acids)
Source: RefSeq, a predicted model, not a curated record